Astyanax mexicanus (Mexican tetra) is the source of this 7625-nucleotide messenger RNA. RefSeq names its product protein phosphatase, Mg2+/Mn2+ dependent, 1E (gene ppm1e). The record is from RefSeq and is a predicted model, not a curated record. Gene Ontology annotation, molecular function: cation binding; protein serine/threonine phosphatase activity. NCBI's taxonomy places the organism in Eukaryota, Metazoa, Chordata, Actinopteri, Characiformes, Acestrorhamphidae. Bases 248 to 2137 code for a protein of 629 amino acids. The transcript has 7 exons. Gene Ontology annotation, biological process: negative regulation of protein kinase activity; protein dephosphorylation.
GUGCGCGCCACCUGGUGUGUGCGUGUGUGAGAGAGUGCGCGUGUGAGUGUGAGAGAGGGAGUGCGAGAGCGAGAGUGAGAGCGAGUGUGUGCGUGUGUUUGAUAUAGAGUGAGAGAGUGACUCAAAAGUAGCAGAGACUCUACAUCAUCCCCCGGUUCUCUCUCUCUCUUUUCUCUCUUCUCUUUUAUUUCUUUUUCUCUCUCUCUUUUCUUUCUCUCUCCUUCUCUCUCUCCGGGAAUGAGAAGCGAUGGCCGCGUGCGGCAGCGAGGAGAAAACCUACCGGCGUUUCCUGGAGCUUUUCUUGCGGGAGAUGAAGCCUCCCCUGCCCGAGGAUGGCCCUCUGCCCACCCGGCCUCUAUCGGACUCUUUGGCGGAGGAUGAAGUGGAGGGGGAGACCCUGGAGCUGUGUCUGCAGCACCUCUGCAAAUAUAACUGCCCGUUCACACUGGCCGCAGCUUUGGCUCGAGGCACAGCCGACAGUAUCCUGCAGAGCGAUCUCUCCGUCUACCAUCUCAACAAGAACACUGAAGACGGCACAGAAACAUUUCCUCAGAUCGAAGCGGUAAAGCUGGCACGGUUAGUGUUUAAUAAGCUGUGCGAGACGUGCUGUCUGUGGCUGAAAGGGGUACCGAUUCGCCGUCGUGCCCAGCCAUACUAUGAGACGUCCAUCCACGCCAUCAAGAAUAUGAGAAGGAAGAUGGAAGACAGACAUGUGGUCAUCCCAGACUUUAACUCACUCUUUAACCUGCAGGAUCAGGAGGAACAGGCGUAUUUUGCUGUGUUCGAUGGCCAUGGAGGUGUGGAUGCAGCCACUUAUGCCGCCAAUCACCUGCACGUCAACCUGGUGAGACAGGAGAUGUUCAGCCAGGACCCCGGGGAGGCACUGUGCCGUGCCUUCAAACUGACUGAUGAGCGCUUCGUACAGAAAGCAAAGCGAGAGAACCUACGCUGUGGCACUACUGGGGUUGUGACCUUUCUGCGGGGCCGUACUUUGUAUGUGGCCUGGCUGGGAGACUCACAGGUCAUGCUGGUGAAGAAAGGACAACCUGUUGAACUGAUGAAGCCACAUAAACCAGACAGAGAGGAUGAGAAGCAGAGGAUCGAGGCGCUGGGUGGCUGUGUGAUCUGGUUCGGGACAUGGAGAGUAAAUGGCAGCUUGUCUGUUUCAAGAGCUAUAGGAGAUUCGGAGCACAAGCCUUAUAUCUGUGGUGAUGCUGACCACAUCUCAUUCCCACUGGAUGGCACAGAGGACUACCUUAUCCUGGCCUGCGAUGGCUUCUAUGACACAAUGAAUCCGGAAGAGGCGGCACGAGUGGUCAGCGAUCACCUGCAGGAGAACAGUGGCGACACCACUAUGGUGGCCCACAAGCUGGUGGCCUCGGCCCGUGAUGCUGGCUCCAGUGACAACAUCACGGUCAUUGUGGUGUUCCUCAGGGAUCCACGUGCACCCCCACCAUCAGAGGAGCCAGAGGAGGAGGGCGAGGAGCCAGAGGAGGAGCCUGUGGAAGAGGAAGCGGAGCCGGAGGAGGAAGAAGGGGAAGAGGAGGAGACCUCACAAAGUGAGCUGGUGUGUCAAGAUGGCGGUGGAGAGAAUGGUGGGAAGUCUCGCGGCGGCUGGCCCCUCCAGCAGUGCUCGGCUCCGGCCGAUCUGGCGUACGAAGACCGCAUGGAUUCGUUUACGGACAGAACCAGCCUGAGUAUCACUGGGCCCAAGCCUUUUACAGAAAAGGGCUGCUUCCAGCUGCCUUCGGAGCCCGGCAGCCCACCAAGCAGAACCUUCAGCCCGGACCUGGGUCCUGGAGGAGGCUGGGUUUGGCGACCUCGCAUGGAAGCGGAGGGCAUCUGUGGGCUCAGGCAUCAAAAACGACCUAAAUCUCUAGUCCCACCAUUCACAAAUUCUGCCACUGGACGUUGGCUAGAGGCGGCUGCCCUCUUUCCUCAGCAAGGGAGGAGAAAGAGAAGAAUGGAGGGAGCGUCUCUGAAACGGGAGAUGAAGAAAAGGCGCCCCAUUUUAACGGCCCGGAAAAGCCACUGCCCCUUGAGCCCUCACCCUUAUGUGCCCUUUCCCCUCCGCUGUAUAGACAGCAGGCCCGGGGUCGCCAUGCCUCGCGUAACACAUGACGAAUUCGGGGUCUAAAUCCUAAACCUGAAUUAUGCUCCUCACCUUCCAACACUAGAACACACUCAUAUCAUCCUUCAUAAGCUGAAGAACACAAUGGGUGCAAACAUAUUUACAUACUGGCAUACUGCACAUUUAAAUGCACACAUGUCUUAGGGAAGAAAAUAAUCUUAAAUGUAGACAAUUUAUCUCAUAUUUCUUAUUGCAUGACUGCUGUAAUAAUAAGAAUAUUAUUAUUAUAUACAAAUUUACAAUAUGUUGUAAAGUAUAUGCAUAUCAUACAAUUACCUGAUAUAAAUAUUACAAAAUUGAUUGUAAGAGUAAAUACAACUGUCACGUUAUAGUAUUUGAGAUUAUAAUGUAUUAUAAAAUAUAAAUAAUACAAUAUUUACCUUAUAUUGCAGUACUUACAGCACUUCAUAGAAGAAUAGCUGGAACUGAUUCACCUGAUUUAUAAAAAUAUGAGAAUUUAAUGUAGAAUUCUCUGUUUUCAGCAAGGUCUAUACUUCUAUGACUAUUGAAGUAAAAUUAUCUUCGUGGAUGUAUUGGAGAUGACUGUUUUAAAUUAUAUUUAACAAAAGUAUUUAAUCAUUGUCUGAUAAUAUUUAUACAAUUUUUAUUCAUAUUCUUACAGCAGUCUCAGAAUGAGAAAUACUGGAUACCCUGCCAAGACUUCAGAUGCUGUCACUUGCCAAGAGAGGAUUUAUUCAGCAUCCCUCCUUAUGCCUAAUCCAGGCCAGCCUGCCACAUCUAUUAAUAUUCACAUUAUACAGGUUGAGCAGAAGCAUCACCUGGACCACUUUAUGGUCAAGAACUUCACUCUCACCAUCCUCCAUCUAUUUCCUUCACAUCAGACGUGAUCACGAAAAAGCCAAGAGUUAUUUCAUAGUCAGUGAGGGUGAGAUCUUUGAGGUCAGGGAGCUGAAUAUAGUUUCUUUACUGACUGUAUCAAUAGGCCUGAACUUUCCCACCCUUUGAUUUCACCUCUGAAACCUUAACCUCAGUAUUCAGAGUUUAUUUUAUCUUCAUUUUCCCAUGUGUGUGUGGGUGUGUGUUUGAAUUUGGCUUAUUUUGGUUUAGUUGCGAGGCUGCUAUGUUUGUAAUUCCUUAGGUAUGAAAUAAAGGGACAGUUUUCAAAUUAAAGAGAUAAUUAUACUGAUCCAGGGUGGAUGGAAUACAUGAUGGUUUGUGCAUUAUAUUGUGACAAUAUUUAACAAUUCAUAAUUUUCCAAAAUAAACUAUUCCCAGGCUCCACCCACAAAUGUGUUCUUUUACAGCUAUUGUUUCUUGAUGAACAAGCUUACAGGAAAAAUGGUAAAAAUCCUAUUUAAUGCUAAUAAAACACCAUAGCUCCUCCCCACUGUAUAUUAUAAUAUCUACUUUUCACCGUAAUAAGGGAUUGGAAAUAUAUAUAUAUAUACAAAUUUGCCAGCAUUGCUAAUGUUAUUUACUAAAAUACAAAUUCAUUAGCAUCAUGUGAAAUCCACAAUGCACUUUAUUUAGCAGAGUAACAUACUUAUGGCAAAAUGUCUAAGCAAAUUAUUAAUUGACACUUGUUAAGAAAUUAUUAUUCACAAAUGUAACUAAUGCCUCAAUUCAUUAUUAUAAACAAUUUUAGCAUUAUAUUUAGCAUUUUGUGCUGUUUAGUAAUGUCUUAAUUAGUGUCAAUAAAUAAUUAGUUAACCAUUUAACAAUGUUUAUUACUGUUGUGACCCUUACUGUAAAGUGUAGAGUGUAACAGAUACAGUUCUGCAUUUACUAUCCAGUAUAGAAAAAGUAUAGGUAGAAACCUAUUUAGACAAUCUUACAAUCUUUGAAACCAAAGAAAGAAAUACAGCAUAGUUCUACAUGCUGCUUUACAACACAAGUCAUGUUUUUCUUUCAAGUUUGCCUUUUCUCAUGUUCGCUAUUUUCUUAUUCAGAAUAUCAGAACAAACACAGACUAAAUCCAGACUGUCUGCCGCAUUCCAUCAGCUGAGUGGUAUUAUUGAACAGUGGAGAUGUUUAGGAACCACAUAAUCUCAGCAAAGAAGUGUCAGACCGAGUAAAUUUACAGAUGUCCAAUGCUUCAAAACCUUCCCCAAAGCUCUUCUGACCCUGUAAACUGCAGAGCUCCACACAUGCUGUCAGAGCUGCAUAUUAAUGUCUGUAAAUUUAGAAUGGUAUACUAUAAAUGCUGAAUCUGUAAAUGUAAUGUGCUGGUGUCCCAGUACAAAAUAGUGUAUAUAGUGUAUUAUCACUUCUGCAGUGCCGGCCUACACUAAUAGUAUUCAUAAAGGCUACCAUCACUUAACAGAUAUUCCAUGAAGUACACUGCCCAUGGGAUAUGUGUACAUACACAGAAGGGUAGGCGAGAAGGAGCAUGAGCAUCAGUAACCGAGGCCUCCACAAACAUGGCACAACUGACAAUGCUGAAUAAACACAAAACGUGGUUAAUUAGCAUACUAAUAUAUAAUGACAUUAAAAUCAUAACCCAUUGAUUUUUUUUGUUAAUUACAUUUACAUAUAAAUACUUUUGUAAAUCAUAACACACUAUGAAUGUAGGUAUUGUAAUAUACACUGAGGUGGAGCUACAGUCGCUCAUUAGGGUAAACAUAUGUAUAUAUUAAUAACACUCUUAUUGUAGGUAUUGUUAUGAUGUACUGAAGUGGAGCUACAGGCUCUCAUUAUGUUUGAAUUACAUUUGUAUCAGUGUAAAGUUGUAAAGGUUGUCCAGCCAAGCAACAGAGGCUUUAGAACACAUUUGUGGUCUGGAUAGUGCUAUUCCCAUAGCAAAUGAAUGCAUCAUGAAUGAACACAGCGCUCAUCAUAGGCUGAAUCUGGUGGAGUAGAAUGUAUAUCAAGAUCCAGAAUGUUUUCAGUUCUUUCAGACCUCCACACGUUCAUACGCACACACACACACACACACACACACACACUUAAUAGCCAAAUGACUGGGAUGAUUAAAGAUUAGAUUUUAGCCUGAACUUUUUGGAAUGUAUCUGUAUUUUCCCUUCAGUCUUAAUAUUUAUCGUGCAACUUUUUUUUCUGGUUAGUUUGUCUUUCUUUUUUUUAAUUACAGCCUCUUCAACAGCAUAUCUAAAUUUUGCUUCCAUCAAAAUACAACACACCAAACUGCAUAAUCAUGUUUUUAAAAUAUGAAACACUUAUUUUAGUCAUUUUUGACAUGUAAGGAAAACGUGGUGUUGGUUUGUGCUCUCAGGCAAUUUUGGGGCACAGAUUGAUCCUGUAGCUAGGCUUAAGCUAGGCUUAUGAAAUAAUACAACUAUUUUGUCUGCCUUUCUGUUCUUUAUCAUAGUAUGUAAUGUCUCUGAAAAAGACUUACCCCUAUUUCCCUAAGUUAUGUCUCGGGGCACAGAUAUAUAUACAUAUAUAUAUAUCUAUAUAUAUUGAAAUUGUAGUAAAAUCAUAUAUGUGCGUGUGUCUGUGUGUGUGUGUGAGGAUGUAUGUGUUUAACAGUCGGAAUGUCUAUAUAAUGUCUUUUAUUAUAUGUGAUAGCUAAGUUACCAUUGUUAAUUCAAAUAGAUACAGAAGUCUGUAUCAAGCUCCUUCUCCAUGCUCCAUGUUUACCCCGUGCAUUACCACUGUGACCAUCAGCGGAGCAGGACGAUAUUUCUGAUCCACAGUUAUCGCCAACACCCUCCUGCAAGUGGUCUGAAACACAUUAUUGGCACCAGUGUGGGAAACAGCCUCCUUCGUCUCCAGGAACCCUGCUUUGGCCGCUUUAGAUGGACUUUUGAGAUGCAGUAGUGAUGGUCAAGCAAACCACACUGAAGACCUACUCUCUUCUUUACUGUUCCCUCACUCUCUCCCUUUCUAUCUACUUCCCUCGCUCUCUCACCAUGUCGUGUUCAUGUACUGCUUUCUUUUCCCCCCAUAAGCAAUAAUGAACCUACAUAAGCCAUGAGUGAGGAGAGACUCUCUUACGGAGACCGGAAAACAAAGCAGAAGGGAAUUUUACAUUUUCAGUCGAGACAAAGGAACGAUUUAAAAAAGGAAAUAUACAAAAAAAUAUGUGUUACUGGUGGUCAUCACUGUAUUCUAUUAAAGCUGUGUAUAAAGACAUAAAAACACUAUUGUACUCUCUUACAGACCUGAAUUGAUGAUAGCCAUACACCCUUUGCAGCCUGGUGCCUAGCUCACACUACAGACUGGGCAUGCUGCUGAUUUCAGGAAAACGGGGCGAUUAUCCAAGGAACGACACUUCAGAGCCAUGGCUCAAACACUUUUCAGUGUAGAGCCGUGUCCAGUAGCCUUUCACACUCUACUACAGACAUUUACAAGCUUGAGAAGACUCUGAGGCAAGAGCAAAGUGCUAAAGCAGCUACUGAAAAAUUACACUUCCACAUUUUUACCCUUACCCCCCAAGAUAAUGAUUAGCCAAAACAAGUACAGUAUCUGAAAUUUGCCUCUUCAGUUUUAGCACCGGAGCUAUGAGGCUAAAGUAGCUAUUGUAGCUGCUGCUAUUGUUUUCAGUUGUGCUAAUGCUACAUUCUUUCCAAACUGUGGUUAAUGUGUAGUUCUUAAAUGUAUCUGCAUUCGAAAUACGGUGUUGUUUAUUCAGGUAUUGAUUUUUUUUUAAAUAUAAAUGUAAGGUCUAGCAAUUCUGGCGCUAUUUGACCAGCAUAUCCAUGUUCAAAACACAAGAAAUGCUGUUUUUGCUGAUGACUGGUUUGCUAUGCCAUUCUACACUGGAUGUUAGAGAAUAUGAAUACAGUUCAGUCAAAAAUAAGGUACAGAAUGGCAGAGUGACAAUUAUUAUUAUUAGUUCCUGUUUUUGAAAAAUAUCAACAAAAUACCAUAUCAUUCACAAAUAGAAAGUCAACAGCCUUGUACGUAGUACAUGCUAUAACUUGUAGUUCUAUGUGAGGCAUUUCGUUGACUUCAGCUUGUUGGAUGAGCUGAAAAUAUGUUUUAUUUCAUUGGGGCUUGAAUGAAGAACAAGAUGCUAACUAAGUGAUAGCAUCAUUUAGCUUCAGUGCUGAAAGCUAAAAAAGCAAACCUCAGAUACUAAAAGUCUUAACUUCUAAACCGUUAGUAAGGGUAAAGUGUGUAAAUUAAUUUUUUGGUCGAGAUCUGUCAGUGAUCUCACUGCAGAACAUGGAGUCCUGUCGAAGCUGGAGGGAGUUUUUGGAUUCACUAUGGUUUUUGGCAGAGUGUAAGCACCGUUAGCCAUGUCUCCAACCAUGGCUAGCCUUUAAAACGUACAAAAGGAAAGGGAACCCUCACACAUUGUUGUUGUAUCUUUAGGAGUUUUUACUUUUCACACUUUAAUUUUAAAAUGAUGAAUGAUUCCCCCAAUGCUGCCUUUUUUCCUGCUACAGGAAAUCCCUCUCAUCCUCAUCACGUCCACUUCCUCCUCCUCCUCCCUUUACCUCCCAUAGCUGCAAAUUAGCUCACAGUAAAAUAGUAAAAACUGUAUGUGUAUCUUCUGUGGUACUGUAGUAUUAUAAAUAUGUAUAUCUAUAACUGGUGACUAUCAGGUAUAAAGUGUAUAAGAACCUUG